Acanthisitta chloris (rifleman) is the source of this 661-nucleotide messenger RNA. Its product is annotated as vesicular glutamate transporter 2-like. Gene Ontology annotation, biological process: monoatomic anion transport; synaptic transmission, glutamatergic; neurotransmitter loading into synaptic vesicle. Gene Ontology annotation, cellular component: excitatory synapse; synaptic vesicle membrane. The annotation marks the transcript as partial. The record is from RefSeq and is a predicted model, not a curated record. Lineage: Eukaryota; Metazoa; Chordata; Aves; Passeriformes; Acanthisittidae. The transcript is spliced from 3 exons. Gene Ontology annotation, molecular function: L-glutamate transmembrane transporter activity; neurotransmitter transmembrane transporter activity.
CCCCCCCCGACUCCGCACGCCUCUCUGCCUCUCACACACACACGCGCGCUCACGCUGCCUCUCAGUCUGCCUUUCCCCGGAGGUGCACCGCUAGCCAUCGAAUGAGGGGCCAAAGUUAAGGGAUUUAACCAAUAUGAACCAGCGUUGCUCGUAGCAGUGCCCUAUCCAGAGCAGAGAAGAAUCCAGAGAGCAUCCCUGCAGGAAUGGAGUCGGUAAAACAAAGGAUUUUGACCCCUGGCAAAGAGGGAUUGAAGAAUUUAGCUGGAAAAUCGCUUGGGCAACUCUACAGAGUCCUAGAGAAGAGGCAGAAGCCUGGGGACACCAUCGAGCUGACAGAAGAUGGAAAGCCCAUGGAAGUGCCCGAGAAGAAAGCUCCUUUGUGCGACUGUACCUGCUUCGGGCUGCCCCGGAGAUACAUCAUUGCCAUCAUGAGUGGACUGGGAUUCUGCAUUUCCUUCGGGAUCCGAUGUAAUUUGGGAGUGGCCAUCGUGGAUAUGGUCAAUAACAGCACCAUACACCGAGGAGGAAAAAUUAUUAAAGAGAAAGCGAAGUUUAAUUGGGAUCCUGAAACAGUUGGCAUGAUCCACGGCUCUUUUUUCUGGGGAUACAUAAUCACCCAGAUCCCCGGCGGGUACAUCUCGUCCCGGCUGGCAGCGAACAG